GUGAUUUGGGAAAAACAGCUUCAGCCUCUUGAGAUUGAAGGUGGAGGGAAAAUGGCUGCUCUGCACUGGGAUCAGAGGCUUUUCACCUUAGAGGACAUGGCUGUGCAUUUCACUGAGGAAGAAUGGGCGCUGCUGGAGCCUGACCAGAAAGCUCUGCACCGAGAGGUCAUGGAGGAGAUCAAUGGGAUUUUGGCCACUCUUGGUGACGAGUGGAGAAUCAUGGAUAAAAGAAAACCAAGUACAAACCCAAGAUUUCACCAAGAAGGGAAGCCGUACGAAUGCUCAGAGUGUGGAAAGGCCUUCAGGAUGAAGACAAAUCUUACCACUCACAAAACAACACACAUGGCUGAAAACCGGCACAAAUGCUUGGAGUGCAGAAAGCAUUUCACCCAAAGUGCACAACUGAGCAGGCAUCAAAACACUCACAUGGGGGAAAAACCAUAUAAAUGCCCGGAUUGUGGGAAAAGCUUCAUUUGGAAGACAAAUUUAGAGAGGCACCAGAGGACUCACACGGGGGGAAAGCCCUUUAAAUGCUUGGAAUGCGGGAAAAGGUUCGUCGAGAAUUCGGCCCUGAUUACUCACCGAAUGAUUCAUAUGGAGGAAAAACCGUACAAAUGUUUGGAAUGUGGGAAGUGCUUCAUGUCGAAUAUGCACCUGAAUGUCCAUCAGAGAAUCCACACAGGGGACAAACCAUACACAUGUUUAGAAUGUGGAAGGAGCUUCAGCGAGAGCAGUAAUCUCGCUUCCCAUUGCAGGACACAUAGUGGGGAGAAACCGUCCAAAUGUUUGGAAUGCGGAAAGUGUUUCAGUUCAGAGAGACACCUCAAUGUUCAUCAAAGAACCCACACAGGUGAGAAACCCUACCAAUGUUCAAAAUGCGGAAAGAGUUUCAGCAUGAGCGGUAACCUUGCCUCCCACCAGAGAAUUCACACCGGCGAGAAACCCUACCAAUGUGUGGAGUGCAGCAAAUGUUUUACUCGCAGUUCUGACCUUACCAAACACCGAAAAAUUCACACGGGGGAGAAGCCGCGUGCGUGCCCCACGUGUGGAAAGUGUUUCACUUGCAGUUCGGAUCUCCUGAAGCACAAAAAGACUCACACUGGUGAGAAGCCUCAUAAGUGCUCCGAGUGCGGUAUAGGCUUUGCUCGUAGCUCGGACCUAAUCAAGCAUAAAAAAAUCCACACAGGGGAGAAGCCCCAUCAGUGUUUGGAAUGUGGGAAGGGCUUCAUCACGAGGACCAAACUGAGCCUGCACAAGCGAAACCACACGGGGGAGAGGCCGUUUCCCUGCCUGGAGUGCGGCAAAUGUUUUAUUCAAGUCGCCCAGCUAAACCGGCAUCAAAAAACUCACACAGGAGAGAGGCCAUACAAAUGCUUAGAAUGCGGCCAAAGCUUUGUGCAGAGUUCUUCUCUUACCACCCACCAGAUCACUCACACGGGGGAGAAACCCUUCAAAUGCUCGGCGUGUGAAAAGUGCUUCAGUUCGAGCACCCACUUACGGAGGCACGAAAGGACACACUCGGGAGAAAAGCCGCAUCGGUGCUCGGACUGUGGCAAGUGCUACAGCGAGCGGGCCGAACUAAGCCGACAUCAGAGAUCACACAGCGGGAAGAAGCCGUAUCAAUGCCUGGAAUGCGGGAAAAGCUUCACACAGAGUUCUUCUCUGAUUACCCAUCAGAUCACUCACACGGGAGAGAAACCCUAUAAGUGUCUAGAAUGCACGAAGUGUUUCAAUUCAAACACACACUUGCGCAGGCACCAACGAACCCAUACGGGGGAAAGGCCCUACAAAUGCGCAGAAUGCGGAAAGUGCUUCGCUUCCAACUCCCACCUCUGUCGCCACGAGCGAACCCACACCAGGGAGAGACCGUUCAAAUGCCCGAAGUGCGGGAAGAGUUUCAAUGUGAGCAGCAACCUCACUUCUCACCAGAGGAUUCACACGGGCGAGAGGCGCUACAAAUGCGCGGAGUGCGGGAAGGGCUUCCUUCGCAGCUCUCACCUGAUCAUACACGAGAGGAUUCACCGGGGAGAGAAGCCAUAUAAAUGCUCAGAGUGCGGGAAGUGCUUCAUCACGAAGAUCAACCUCAGCACCCAUGAAAAAAAUCACACGGGGGAGAAAUCGUACAAAUGCCUGGAGUGUGGGAAGUGUUUCAAUUGGAAUGCCCACCUCAGUACCCACCAGAGAACUCACACGGGAGAGAGGCCUUACAUGUGCUCGGUGUGCGGGAAAAGUUUCAGCGUGAGCAGCUCCCUCGUGACCCAUCAGAGAAUUCACACCGGGGAGAAGCCGUACAAGUGUUUGGAAUGUGGCAAGUGCUUCAGUUCAAACACACACCUCCGCAGGCAUGAAAGAACACACAUCAAAGAGAGGCCCGGUGCAUGCUGAUAAGUGGGGUAAGAGGAUAAAGGAUAAUGUUCAGGAAUCACGAAAUUCCUACCAGGAAUAUAGAAAAGGCUCGACUCUCCAAUGGCUGUUUUAAAACUUCACAUGGUGGUACUGCCUAAAAAAGAUCAAGUCUCUUUCAAAUUAAGCUCAAAGCUAUGGUUUUCCCUGCAGUAAUGUCUGGCUGUGACGGGUGGAUGGUAAGGAAAGCUGAGUGCCAAAAGAUUUGACGCUUUCAAAUUGUGGCAUUGGAGAAGACUCUUGGACUCCAAGGAGAUCAAAUCGGUUGCUGUUGAAGGAAAUCAACCCUGGUUGUUAUUUGGAAGGACAGAUACUGAAGCCAAAGCUCAAAUACUUUGGCUGCUAAAUGAG
Molecule: messenger RNA, 2754 nt
Organism: Notechis scutatus (mainland tiger snake)
Lineage: Eukaryota; Metazoa; Chordata; Lepidosauria; Squamata; Elapidae
Biological process (GO): regulation of transcription by RNA polymerase II
Molecular function (GO): RNA polymerase II cis-regulatory region sequence-specific DNA binding; DNA-binding transcription factor activity, RNA polymerase II-specific
Source: RefSeq, a predicted model, not a curated record